AUGGAUUUUAUUCAGGGUGUUCCAUCUCCCAUGGUUGACUCCCACAACUAUUUUUCCUCAUGGAGAGUAUCUUUUAAGAAAGCAAGCGAGGUGAAUUCCGUGGUGAACUUUAAUCAUGAGCUGGUCAAAGUUUUUAACUUCCAGACCCGUGACCCCGAAUUUGGCUUCACCGAAUCAUUCAAGGCUUGGUGGGGGAAAAUAUCAGCCACUUGGUUUUCCCAACCUUCUGAGGUCCAUAUGGAGAGGAUCUUCUGGGGUUGUGCUUGCUCUUCCACUUAUUACAGUUUUAAGCAAGAGGCAAGUGUUGACUCUAGUCAUAGUCAGGGUGAGAAGAGGCCACUUCCCUCCACCCAAGAUGUUGGGGAGGAUUGUAACUCCCCCGACUACGAUGUUGAGAUUCCACCAGCCAAUGACAUCAUCCUUGCUCGACCGAGAAAGAUCCCAAGGAACCCAUUGCCCCCAGGCUCGAGCAGGAUAGUAGAGCAACCCAAUCCCACUCACUUGACCAUGGCCACUCACUCAACCGUUUCUUCUUCGGCCAUUUCGACUGAAGUUGGUGGACAGACCGCUACUUCUGAGGCUGAAACGGAGGUUAUCGGUGUCAACCCUUCCACCAAUCCAGAUGUCGUCAUGGCCGAGCCUCAACAAGUCACCCAGCCAUCAGGAAAUUGCGAGAUCCCUCAAUCGUCACCAGAUGUGUCCAUACCUAUUCUGACAGAUCAGCAACCUGAGGUUGGAGAACCUAUUAUGCCUGAUCUCUCUUCCGUUCAGGCAUGUAUAGCUGGAGCUUUAGUUGAGAGUGGCAGUGAGCAACCAUUAUCGACAGACCAAGAUGACCUUAUUCAGUCACUUCUGGACCAUAGGGAUGCUUCUGCCACUACUGCGGAGGCUUCCACUCGUCAUGCCACUUCUUCCACUGUGGUCGAAGUGCUUCCAGAUCCUGCAGUUGAGGUCCUACUUCGGUCCUACAAAGAUCGAGAUUGCAUAUCCUUGGCCGACCAGGAUGAGAGAGACAAGGUCAAAGCCGUUAUUGAGGCAUUGGUGAACUUCGGCUAUUUUCCUGAUCAGACUACAAUACGUACGAUCAUGCAUCUCUUCAAAGAGGUGGCAAGAUUGAUUCCCUAG
Messenger RNA from Prunus armeniaca (apricot), 1125 nucleotides. NCBI's taxonomy places the organism in Eukaryota, Viridiplantae, Streptophyta, Magnoliopsida, Rosales, Rosaceae. The record is from the annotation of a GenBank genome assembly.